CUGUCAGAACCGGAGCAGCGGAUCCGCGGUAGUAGGUAAUUUUUUGAGCACCGUACGUUGGUUCGCUCGGGUUUCAUCGUCGCGCUCAUUGUCGUCACAGGACGUGGUCGGGCACGGGCACGGACGGCGAGUUCCCGGGUGGCAAAUUUCCCGUGAGGAGUGGUGUAGAGUCAUAUCGAACGAGUGCGGAGCGAAGCGGUACCCGUCGUGCAUUUUCGUUAAAGGAGUCGUUCCUUGGCCGUCCUCUCGAUCCUGUUAUGCGGUGAACAAUCGGCAGGUAUUAUUGCAUAUAAUAACGGUGACGCUCACUCGACAAGCAUACAGGAACAGGAUGUCAGGCCACAGAGGCGGAGGGGCUGGAAGUCAUCAAGGUGGUCCCCCAGGCCUUAAGCAGAUCGAUUUGGAUCAGAUCUGGGGUGAUCUGCGCGAGGGCAUAGAACAGGUCUACAAUCGGCAGUGUAUGUCGAAGCCGAGAUACAUAGAGCUCUAUACACAUGUAUAUAAUUACUGCACCAGUGUUCAUCAGCAGUCAACCAGGACUUCGACGAAGAGCAAAAAGGGACAGAUUCAGCAAGGAGGUGCACAGCUGGUUGGCUUGGAGCUGUACAAACGUUUGCGUGACUUUCUUAGAAAUUAUCUAAUUAGUUUGCUGAAGCACGGGGUGGAUUUGAUGGAUGAGGAUGUGCUCCAAUUCUAUACGAGACAGUGGGAGGAAUAUCAGUUCAGUAGUAAAGUGUUAAACGGCGUAUGUGCGUACCUCAAUCGCCACUGGGUGCGAAGAGAGUGUGAGGAAGGUCGCAAAGGGAUUUAUGAAAUUUACCAAUUAGCCUUGGUCACUUGGCGAGAUAAUUUAUUUAGACAUUUAAAUAAACAGGUUACUAAUGCCGUGCUGAAAUUAAUCGACAGAGAACGCAACGGCGAGACGAUAAAUACUCGAUUAGUCAGCGGCGUCAUCAAUUGUUACGUAGAAUUGGGUUUGAACGAGGAAGACCCGGGUGCAAGGGGGCAAAAUUUAACAGUGUAUAAAGACUCGUUUGAGAAUAUCUUUCUGGAGGAUACGGAGCGAUUCUACACGAAUGAAAGUCUCGAAUUUCUUAGACAAAAUCCUGUUACAGAAUACAUGAAAAAGGCGGAACAGAGAUUGUUAGAAGAACAGAAGCGAGUGCGCGUUUACCUUCAUCAGACGACUCACGAGCGAUUGGCAAAGACGUGCGAGAAAGUACUUAUCGAGAAACAUCUGGAUAUAUUCCACGCUGAAUUUCAAAAUCUUUUGAAUGCUGAUAAGAAUACGGAUUUGGGUAGAAUGUACCAGCUAGUUGCAAGAAUACCAAAUGGCCUUGGGGAAUUGAGAAAUCUUUUAGAAAGUCAUAUCGCCAAUCAAGGUCUUGCAGCUAUAGAUAAGUGCGGAGACUCGGCAGCUAAUGAUCCGAAAAUUUAUGUGAACACGAUCUUGGAGGUGCAUAAAAAGUAUAAUGCUUUAGUACUGGUCGCAUUUAACAAUGAUAGCGGCUUUGUUGCUGCGCUGGACAAGGCUUGCGGACGGUUUAUCAAUAGCAAUUCCGUCACGAGGGCAGCAAACAGCAGCAGCAAGUCACCUGAAUUACUUGCCAAAUAUUGCGAUCUGCUGCUUAAAAAGAGUAGUAAAAAUCCGGAAGAGGCGGAACUUGAAGAUACUCUUAAUCAAGUUAUGGUAGUUUUCAAAUAUAUUGAAGACAAAGAUGUCUUUCAAAAAUUCUACAGCAAGAUGUUAGCCAAACGAUUGGUCCAACAUAUGUCUGCUAGUGACGACGCAGAGGCUUCCAUGAUCUCAAAGUUAAAACAAGCUUGUGGAUUUGAGUACACUUCAAAAUUACAACGCAUGUUCCAGGACAUUGGUGUUUCAAAGGAUCUGAACGAGCAAUUCAGGAGGCACUUAACAAAUUCUGCCGAGCCUUUAGAUAUAGAUUUCAGUAUACAAGUUUUGUCUUCUGGUUCAUGGCCAUUCCAACAGUCUUUUACAUUUUCUUUGCCGACCGAGCUGGAAAGAUCUGUACAUAGGUUCACUACUUUCUAUAGUUCACAGCACAGUGGCAGAAAGUUAAAUUGGUUAUAUAAUAUGUCCAAAGGGGAGCUACAUACAAAUUGUUUUAAGAACAGAUACACGUUGCAAGCAUCGACUUUCCAAAUGGCGGUUCUGUUAGCGUACAAUGGCGCUACAUCGUGGACAAUACAACAGCUGCAAUUUGCAACACAGAUAAAGAUGGAUUUUUUACUACAGGUUAUUCAGAUACUCUUGAAAGCCAAGCUUUUAACCGCAGCUAGCGAUGAUGUAGCUGAACUGACCCCGUUAUCGACGGUAGAACUUUUUACGGGAUACAAGAACAAAAAAUUAAGGGUAAAUAUUAAUAUACCGAUGAAGACGGAGUUGAAGGUUGAACAGGAGACUACGCACAAACAUAUAGAAGAAGAUAGGAAACUUUUAAUUCAGGCAGCAAUUGUUAGAAUUAUGAAAAUGCGGAAAGUAUUGAAGCAUCAACAGCUGGUGGCGGAAGUAUUGAACCAAUUGAGCUCUAGAUUCAAACCCAGAGUGCACGUCAUUAAGAAAUGUAUAGAUAUUUUAAUUGAAAAAGAAUAUUUGGAACGCACAGAAGGUCAAAAGGACACUUACAGCUAUCUGGCAUGAUCAGGCCAACGAUACAGCAACAAAAACAAAAUAAAAAUAACAUACAUACACACUCAUUCACCCAUCCACUCUCAUUUAUAUACUACGUAUCAGACUUAUUUAUUUAAGGUUUCAAAUAUAAUUCCCUAUUUUUAUUCUGUACAUGAAUACCUUUGUACCAUACUGUCAUUCUGGUCGCAUUUAGAAAGUCUGGCUUUUUAUAUAUCUCUUAAAAGAUAUAUGGGUACAGCGUAAAAGAUGUUAAUAAAAUUAUUUCGUAAUUAUUAGUCAAUGCUAGGUGUGUUACUGUCUGUGCUGGUUUUUAAAACAAGGCGAAUACCGCUUUGCUAUAGUGUCACAAGCAUCAUUUAAGAUUUUAGAUAAUCUAUAGAGAAUUACAUAAAAAUUAUACAAAAAAAAAGAAAAAUGUAUUUUCAUUGCAUUAUUAACACCAAUAUUUUCCAGUCUUGUAACUGAAGAUAUUGAGAAUAAUUUAUUUUUUACAAACUGAAAGGAGCGUGUUGUAAAUGUGGAGAAAAUAAAAGAAAUGUUAUGUCCACUAUGAUAUAUAUAAAGAAAGAUUAUUAUAAAUUGUAAUUGGUUAUACGAAAAGAAUCAACUUCAUACCUACACACACAUUACACAAACAAGAAAAUGUAUAAUAAAAGAAUGUACAAAAUUUUUGCGAGCACAUAGAUAGUAAUGCAUUUUAGCAAAAAAAAAGUCCAACUUUUACAAUAGACAUAUAUAAGCCAGAAAAUUUUAUAACAAUACAUGUAAAAUUCGAUCAUAAUCAUAGCAAUUCGAAUGUUUUUGCGCGAUAGCAUAAUUACGUCAACUCUGCAUGUCCUAGAUAGAAUAUUUGAAAUUACAAGAAUAAAUCUGCUUAAGACU
This is a messenger RNA of Vollenhovia emeryi, 3535 nucleotides long. It is a transcript of the gene Cul1, whose product is annotated as cullin-1. The record is from RefSeq and is a predicted model, not a curated record. Bases 332 to 2662 code for a protein of 776 amino acids. Gene Ontology annotation, cellular component: SCF ubiquitin ligase complex. The transcript is spliced from 13 exons. Gene Ontology annotation, biological process: protein ubiquitination; SCF-dependent proteasomal ubiquitin-dependent protein catabolic process. Gene Ontology annotation, molecular function: ubiquitin protein ligase binding. Lineage: Eukaryota; Metazoa; Arthropoda; Insecta; Hymenoptera; Formicidae.